GUUUGCCAAGCAAAAACACGGCAGUUCUAGUUUUUUUUCGAUCUCGAUCGCAGGCGCAGGCGCAGGCGCAGGCAGUGCACACACAACUCGUUCUUCUCCUCUCCCCUCCCCUCUUCCCUUCCUCUCUCUCUCUUGCAUCCUUCCUCGACGGGCGAUCCGCCGCAGGCUAGUAGAAGAACCAAACAAAGGAAGGGGGAGCGAUGGUGUCCGCCGUGCUCCGGACCAUCCUGGUGACGGGCGGCGCCGGGUACAUCGGCAGCCACACGGUGCUGCAGCUGCUGCAGCAGGGCUUCCGCGUCGUCGUCGUCGACAACCUCGACAACGCCUCCGAGGUCGCCCUCGUCCGCGUCGCCGAGCUCGCCGGCCACAACGGCGCCAACCUCGUCUUCCACAAGGUUGACCUUCGCGACAGGCACGCUUUGGAGGAAAUCUUCUCGUCCCACAGGUUUGAGGCUGUCAUUCACUUUGCUGGGCUCAAAGCUGUUGGCGAGAGCGUGCACAAGCCCCUGCUUUACUAUGACAACAACCUCAUCGGCACCAUCACCCUUCUCGAGGUGAUGGCUGCAAAUGGCUGCAAGAAGCUGGUGUUUUCGUCAUCUGCAACUGUCUACGGGUGGCCUAAGGAAGUUCCAUGCACCGAAGAAUUCCCGCUUUGCGCCACCAAUCCCUAUGGGCGGACCAAGCUUGUGAUUGAAGACAUCUGUCGCGAUGUGCACCGUUCAGACCCUGAUUGGAAGAUCAUACUGCUCAGGUACUUCAAUCCUGUUGGUGCUCAUCCAAGCGGAUACAUCGGCGAAGACCCCUGUGGUGUCCCAAACAACUUGAUGCCCUAUGUUCAGCAAGUCGCUGUUGGGAGGUUACCUCACCUCACGGUCUAUGGAACAGACUACAAUACAAAGGAUGGAACUGGGGUGCGUGAUUACAUCCAUGUUGUUGACCUGGCUGAUGGCCACAUAGCAGCCCUAAGGAAGCUCUAUGAAGACUCCGACAAAAUAGGAUGUGAAGUAUACAACCUGGGGACAGGAAAGGGGACAUCGGUGUUGGAAAUGGUGGCUGCAUUCGAGAAGGUUUCUGGGAAGAAAAUCCCACUGGUGUUUGCUGGGCGAAGACCUGGAGACGCAGAGAUCGUCUAUGCCGCAACUGCCAAGGCAGAGAAAGAUCUCAAAUGGAAGGCAAAAUACGGGAUCGAGGAGAUGUGCAGAGAUCUGUGGAAUUGGGCAAGCAAGAACCCAUACGGCUAUGCUGGAUCACAAGACAACGGCAAAUGAAUCACCGAUCCAUGCAUCCUGCAGUAGUAGCGAGCAGCAAACUGAGCAGCAGCAGCCUAUACCACCAUAAUUAAUAACUCAUCAUAUGUAAUAGUCACUCAGUCAGUCAGUCAUCUAAUUAGGGGAUGGUGCGAUGGGCCUCGUUUCUUCAUUGUAUAGAGGGAGGAGUAGGGGGGUCCAUUUCAUCCAUUAUCUUGUUAUUCUUUUUUUAUCAUUCCUGUAAGAUUAUUAGACCAGCCUGGUAUUGCUUCAUGGUUGGUUGCUAGAAAAGGAAUAAACUCCUUGCAUACCAAAUUAUUAUAGAUAUAUUAUAUACAUGCAUACACUGAUUGUAUCUUUAUAUUAUGUUGAUACUUGACUCGAAUCAGUUGAUGA
Messenger RNA from Sorghum bicolor (sorghum), 1643 nucleotides. RefSeq names its product UDP-glucose 4-epimerase 1. The record is from RefSeq and is a predicted model, not a curated record. The coding region runs from base 201 to 1268 and encodes 355 amino acids. Gene Ontology annotation, biological process: rRNA processing; galactose metabolic process. The transcript is spliced from 9 exons. Gene Ontology annotation, cellular component: cytosol. Lineage: Eukaryota; Viridiplantae; Streptophyta; Magnoliopsida; Poales; Poaceae. Gene Ontology annotation, molecular function: UDP-glucose 4-epimerase activity; RNA binding.